AUCCUCCUCGGGACUAUUUCUGUUCCUGUCUGAGAUCAACAUCAUGCAUCACCUCAAAGCAUUCUUCUCUGAGCUUUCUGGUGGGACUGGGGCUUCUCAAGCGUCGUCAUCAUACGAAGGAAAAGUUCCUAUUCAUGAACUGUCUCAUGUGCCUACCAAAGCAUGGGAAAAGAUGAAAGUAAAGCAGACAGUAAAAGAUGUUGACCCUAUAGACCCCGCAACCCCAAUAUCGGAAGACCACAUUCGGUUUGUGUGCCUCUCAGACACUCACAGUCGUGUGGAGAAGCUGGAGGGCUUUGUACCCCCGGGAGAUGUCCUGCUUCACACGGGCGACUUUACGCAGAUUGGAUUGCCCAAAGCUGUGGAGGAAUUUGACAGGUUCUUGGGUGAACAGCCACACAGGGCCAAAAUCGUCAUUGCCGGUAACCAUGACCUGACUUUUGAUAUGAAUUUAGUUGAGAACCGAAGAGGCCACCUUCAGUCACAGUUUGGAAUCCAACGCAGUAAAUUUGAAGACAUCCUGGAAGAACUGAAGGUGAAGUCGUCUCGUGAGUUACUGAAGAACUGCUACUACCUGGAGGACUCUGGGGUCAGUGUGUGUGGCGUGAACAUCUUUGGGUCUCCCUGGCAACCAGAGUUCGGAGACUGGGGGUUCAACCUGCCUAGAGGAGGGCCAUGCCUGGAAAAAUGGGACAAGAUUCCCGAUGAUACGGACAUUUUACUGACCCACGGGCCGCCCAUAGGGCACGGUGACUGGUGCUUCAGUGGUCUGCGCGCCGGCUGUGUGGAGCUACUGACCACAAUUCAGACCCGUGUCAAGCCCAAGUUUCAUAUCUUUGGGCAUAUACAUGAAGCGUAUGGAGUGACCUCUGAUGACCAGACGACCUUCAUCAAUGCCUCCAACUGCACACUGCGCUACAAGCCCCUGCAACUGCCCAUUGUCUUUGACUACCCUGUACCAGAUGGACACUCAAAGAGCGAACUGGACAACUUUCCUAAAAAUAACCUUAGUCAGUAAUUUAGGAGACUUUGUUUUGUUGUUUCAAUAUCAUAUUGUUAUAUGUAUAUUAUUAUAUGUUUUUCAGUUUCAACGCAUUGCUGAUCACACGACAUAGUAAGUGAUAAAAAAGUUUCUGCUUUGUUGAGGUGUUUCGAGUUCAAAUUUGAGUGAAUUCCGAUUAGUAUUCUGAUCCGUCCUGCAAUAUUUCCUCUUUGCCUCGUUUCCUGAUCGGGGAAUGAGUUUUCCGCUUUUGAAAUGACCGUUAACACUUUGCAGUAGUACACUGUGCACCUACGCUGACCUUUCGCACCUUUGUUACAAUAAGCACAGUCCCUGUCAUUAGACCGUUGUCUGUGAUGUUAGGCGCCUUGCUGUCGCAUGCAGGAGACCCGGGUUCAAUUCCCAAGUGGGGGAAAACAUUUUUAUGGAGUAUCUCAGUCUUUCUACUGGGAUGUAUCCCUCUAAGCCUGAGUUGGUCCUAACAGACAGGUGUGGGUCCCAUGCGUUAGUUUUACUUUUCAUUGGAAUUGAAGGCUUCUGUUCAAAAGCACCCUUAAUGAAAUCGCUUCACACAGCUAAGAUUACCAAAGUCUUGUAUGUUUAAGUAACCUGAAAGUGCUGACCUAGCUACACAUAAUACCGAAUGUGAGUCUUCUUUCUCACGAAGCUCUGAGACAAAAAAAGAAGUAAUUGUGGCAGUCACAGGUAGAGAAAUUGAAUUCACUUUUGUGUUAGCUGCAUACCUCUCCCACUUUGCAAUAUACACAGUGUAAACUUUUUUGAUAUCUGGCCCAUGAGGCCAUAAUGACUUCAGUAGCUUUUUCAGAAAAAGCCUUGGUUUCUGAGUCUCUCUCAGACUGUUUGUAUACUAGAAGUCUUAGCUUCUUGUAAAGUCGAUGAUGAGUGUCUUGAUGGCUGUGGGGCAUGACCCAGAAACGACAUUUCGUCUGUCAGCACUUUCACCUCUGAUUUUGCCUUGUCGGUGGUUUCACCUUUCGAUUUUGCUAUGUCCGUUAUUGUAUGGCUGCACAAGAGAAUCCUUCACAUAGGUACCAAAAUGCUUUUUAAUUUGAGAUAAUAACAUUUGCAUAUUCUGCAACCUUUUCUGAGUAUUUUGCUUUUUAUUUGAAGUCUCUAUCAUAGUUGGAUGAAAAGUUAUGACAAUUUUUGUCCGGUUGGGUAAGAUAAUUCUGUUUCGAGAAAACAGCCUUUUAACUUUUCGGUACAUUUUUUUUCAAGGGAAUGAACUUUAUGCAUACAAACCCUUACAGAAUCAUUUUCAUCCUUACAUAAGGGUUUUUAGCUUAUUAUUUACAUUUAAAUCUAGAUUGCAACAUACAUUUUUGGUCAAAUAUGAUGCCUUAUAUAGUCAUUGCUGCUCUGUGUUGAUGCCAGUUUUGCCACACCCUCACCCUCUGCCUCGUGUACCUCCUCCCUGUUUUGGAACAGUCCUGGCCUUCUUUGUCUUUCUCUCUCUUUUCUUUCUGGUAUCGUGACAUCAUAAGUUGUCAGCGAUGCCGACAGCACACAGGAACUCAACACUCGCUUGGGGGUCCUUAAACAGUGCUGAUUGUGGGUCCCUGAAAUGUCCAAGCAGAGUGUGUUAUGGUACGAUAGUUGGCAGGACAUUUCAGGAACACAUGGUCCAUAGUCUCGUCCUCCUCUUUGCAAGGGGCUGCCUUUGUCGGAACUGGCAGCUCCUCCUCACAGUCAUUAGUGCUGUGAUCAUGUGAGGGGCCUGAGGCUUGCAGGGGAAUGCUGGGUUUAGGAGUCACAAGGUUCUGUUUGUUUGCUGAGAUGAACUGAUGGAUUUCAUUGGGUAGAUACAUACCACUGUUGUCGAGGACUCAGACCAGUCUCUUCAAUGACAGGUGGUAUUCCGUCUUUGUGUGACUUCUUCCUUGUGAUGUCAUGGAUUACCCUCUUUUAACUUAACACUGGCCUUCACUGUAAAAGAUCUAGAGCUAUCCAGAAAGAAAUGAUGGAGAGAUUUUAUUCCUGUCAGUUUUACAAAGAAAUCAGACACAAACUUUAUCCAACUAUAUGUUGGCACCUCUGUGGGCCCAACUUCACUUCCAACAAGCUUUGCCACAUUCAUUUCAGAUGAACUGUUCACAACGUCCACAAUAUAUUGAAGGGAGUCAAAUUUGGUAUUUCUCUGCUUUCUUUUGACUAUUCGGAACCCCUCGUGUGGGCUGAAUUUAGUCUAUCCAGCAA
This is a messenger RNA of Aplysia californica (California sea hare), 3217 nucleotides long. RefSeq names its product metallophosphoesterase MPPED2. Gene Ontology annotation, molecular function: hydrolase activity. The record is from RefSeq and is a predicted model, not a curated record. Lineage: Eukaryota; Metazoa; Mollusca; Gastropoda; Aplysiida; Aplysiidae.